Saccostrea echinata is the source of this 930-nucleotide messenger RNA. RefSeq lists its product as uncharacterized. The transcript has 5 exons. NCBI's taxonomy places the organism in Eukaryota, Metazoa, Mollusca, Bivalvia, Ostreida, Ostreidae. The record is from RefSeq and is a predicted model, not a curated record. The coding region runs from base 1 to 930 and encodes 309 amino acids.
AUGUACGAGGAGAUGAAGACCCCGAAAAAGCGGUCAAUUGGAAUCACCUUAGGUCCUUGUCAGCUAGGAUAUUUCUACACCAGACAUUUCCAUUACUGUUUCCGAUAUGCUGGAAGUAAUUUCCGAAAAUCAACUUCCGUCCAGAUCUGUAAUGAAAGAAAUGACACGCUUAUAAAAGUGGACUCAACAGAAGAAAACCUGUUUGUGAGCAGUCUAGCUUAUUCUUUCGUCAACAAUAGCCUGGGAUCAAAAAGCUUUGAGCUGAUACUAGAUGGUGAAAAGAUGACAUCCGGACAAUGGACCUCUUUAUUUGGGAAUCAGGAGGCAUUGGUUUUCACGAACUUUUAUGCCGGUGAUGUAGCGACAAAGAGAGGAUUCUACAUUGAAAUAGGUUCGGAUGGAGAGGAUGGUUCUGUGUCCCUUUUCUCUGAGAGGUCGAGGGAAUGGGAUGGUCUUCUUAUUGAAUCUCAUCCUGGACGUUACAGACAACUACGUCAAAAACACAGAAAAGCCUUAACAUUAAGAGCAUGCGUCAGAGUAUUAUACAUGUUUACAUUUACCUCUAUAAUGUUUACAAUAUUACAUCUUAGAGUAAUUCAAGUAAACAUGAAAAAAAAAUUCGAAGACGCCAUUGAAGGACACGUGAAAAUUCCAUGUCUGUGGUUGGAAUCCAUACUGAAUGCACUGGAUAAAAAUACAGUUGAUCUGCUCAGUGUAGAUGCCAGAGACCAGGAAAUGGAACUUCUUAAAGCUAUACCUUUAUCUAAGUAUGCCGUAAAUGUGAUCACGGUGGAAUUUGUAGAAGGAUCGGGUAGUGACCUCUCUGUGAUGAGAUAUUUGCUGGAUCAUGGCUACCAUGCUAAUCAUCAGUUUGUCAAUCAUCCCUUAAAUAGAAAUGACAUGGUGUUUACCAGAAAAAAAUCAAGCUAG